CACACUUCCCUGGUUGGCGUGGUGGAGGUGUUUGCCCCGGUGGGGCAUGUGUGAGCGUGUUUCUGCCCCCGGUGGGGGUAAUACCGGGCCUCCUGCCAGUCUAACUGCCCCAGGUUUACCCCCACAGGAUGAUGAGGAUGCUGGCGGGGUGUUUUUGGACCUGUCCGAGCUGCCGGUGGAGGAGAGCGAGCGGAGACCGACCUGCUCUCGCUGCUGCCGUCCAGAGAAGGUUUGCUUGUGUCCGUUUCUGCCUGUCGACCCACUGGAGGUGUCUACCUGCCUGUACAUCGUCCAGCACCCUGCAGAGGAGAGUCGGGUGCUCCGAACCGUUCCUCUUCUGGCAGCCUGCUUACCCAGAGGAAAAUGUAACGUUCUAGUUGGAAGAAGAUUUAAUGAAGAAAGGCACCCUGAGCUGGCUGCAGUGUGCAGAGACAAACACACACUCAUUCUCUAUCCUGGAUCUGAUGCUGAAAACCUGGAGGAGUUGGACAGAGACUUCACUACCUCUCCGCACAACGUCAUCAUUAUAGAUGGCACGUGGAGCCAAGCCAAGGACAUGUUCCUCAGAAACGCUCUCUUCCGUUUACCCAAACAGGUGCAGUUAAAUAGCGCCCCUUCCAGUCAGUAUGUGAUACGUACUCAACCCACCAACAUGUGCCUGUCCACUCUAGAAUGUGCUGCUGUUACUUUGUCCAUUAUGGAGAGAAACCAAGCCAUACAGGAGGUUCUGCUGAAGCCUCUGCGAGCACUGUGUUCUUUCCAGCUGCAGCAUGGCGCUCAGGUGCACCACAGCAAAGAACACCUGCUGAAGAACGGCCUGUACGAUAAGCCCAUGCCCAAAAACAAGCGCAAAAUCAAGAGGAUGCAGAAACUCAUCACCAACCAGAACAUCUGAGACAAACGAGAAGAUCCUCUUUAAUAGAAAUGUUCCACAGAUUUUUUUAAUUUUAAUAACUUUUUAUUGGAGUUUAGGGACUUAUCUAUUGCUGGACUUGCAUCUUUUUAGCUACAUGAUGUUUCAUUUGUCCACCUGUCAUUAAUGUUUUUUUUCCGUUUUUUUCCGUUUGUUUCCGUUUUCCGAAAACAAAAGCCAUCAGGGAUGGAAAAGUAAGAGCUAAUUGCUGUUAAUCAGAAGUGUGAGAACAGCAACCACAGCUCAACAAGAAACUUCUGCAUGAACGUCACCUGGAAGGUUGGAAAGCACAUUGUCUAAACCUCAUGCUGUAAGAUUAAGGCUUCUUUGCCUUUUUCUGAAUUUAUUAGGUGCUGAUUAGAUAAUGGGGUUAAUAGGCCGUUGUUUUAAAAAUAGAACAUGCACAUUUGCAGUUUCCCCUCUGGUUUCACUGUGGGAUCUUUAGGAUGACGAGAAGGAAAACUCAGAUUGUGUGUUAGUUUUGUGGUUUUUCCACUGUAAUAUAUGAGGCUUAAAGGUUUUUUAAGGCAUUUGUAUCAUUUGAGUCUGACAGUAAAACGGUUUGCUGUUUAAUAUUUGUUCAUAAGCUACUUUGACACCAGUAAAAAUGGACUGUUUCACAA
Colossoma macropomum (tambaqui) is the source of this 1536-nucleotide messenger RNA. It is a transcript of the gene dtwd2, whose product is annotated as DTW domain containing 2. The record is from RefSeq and is a predicted model, not a curated record. The transcript has 6 exons. NCBI's taxonomy places the organism in Eukaryota, Metazoa, Chordata, Actinopteri, Characiformes, Serrasalmidae. The coding region runs from base 47 to 895 and encodes 282 amino acids.